AUGGCUGCUUCUCAGGGACAGUUGACCUUCAAUGAUGUGGCCAUAGAAUUCUCUCAGGAGGAGUGGGCGUUCCUGGAUCCAGCUCAGCGGAAAUUGUACAUGGAUGUGAUGAUUCAGAACUACAGUAACCUGGUAUUCCUGGGCCUUUCUGUGUCUAAGCCAGACCUCAAUUUUUUGAAACAAAUGGAGGAGGAAUCUUGGGAGUUGAAGGAAGAAAAGACUGUAUCCAUCCAGCCAGGCCUUUCUAUCUUCAAUGAUUACCAGAGUACACAUAACGAAGAGAGAAGUCUCCAGUGCAAUGAAUCCUUGGAAAACAUUAAACAAGAGUCAAAUUCUGAUAACCAUCAGACAACUCAGCUUCCACAGAUAAAUGAGAAGUGUCCGAAUGUCUUUGAUAAAAGCUCAAAUAUUGUCAGACCUCAGAAUAUUCAUAGUGUAGAGAAGGCAGACAAAUGUAGUGAAUAUGCCAACUCUUUUGACCAGUCAUUAAAUCUUACUGAACUUAAAAAUACUGAUACUGGGGAGGCACCUUUCAGGUGUAAUCAGUGUGUGAGAGUCCUUAGUCAAUUAUCAAAUGUAUAUAUACAUAAAAAAAUCCGUGCUAGAGAGAAGCCUUACAAAUGUAAAGAAUGUGAUAAGGUUUUUAAGUUGCAUUCCCAUGUUAUUGAACAGCAGACACUUCAUACUGGAGAGAAGGUUUAUAAAUGUAGAGACUGUGGCAAAACCUUCAAUAAGUGCUUAGAACUUAAUGAAUAUCAGAGGCUUCAUCCUGGAGAGAAGCCUUAUAAAUGCAGAGAAUGUGGCAAAGCCUACAAGUGGUAUUCGAGUCUUACCAGCCAUCAGAGAACUCAUUCUGGAGAGAAGCCUUAUAAGUGCAGAGUAUGUGGCAGAACCUUUAAUGUGUUUUCGAGCCUGAUUCGACAUCAGAGCAUUCAUACCGGAGAGAAGCCUUAUAAAUGUAGAGAAUGUGGGAAAGCCUUCAACUGGUACUCAAGCCUGACUCGACAUCAGAAAAUUCAUACCGGAGAGAAGCCUUAUGAAUGUAGAGAAUGUGGGAAAGCCUUUAACCGGUGUUCAGACCUUACUACUCAUCAGAGACUUCAUACCGGAGAGAAGCCUUAUAAAUGUGGAGAAUGUGACAAAGCCUUUAUCCGGAGCUCAAGCCUUACCCUUCAUCAGAGAAUUCAUACUGGAGAGAAGCCUUAUAAAUGUAGAGAAUGUGGCAAAGCCUUUACCCGGUGCUCAAAACUUACUGAACAUCAGAGAAUUCAUUCUGUAG
Pipistrellus nathusii (Nathusius's pipistrelle) is the source of this 1279-nucleotide messenger RNA. The record is from the annotation of a GenBank genome assembly. Lineage: Eukaryota; Metazoa; Chordata; Mammalia; Chiroptera; Vespertilionidae.